AUGUCUCUGUUGACGCCUUUUAGAGCAACAGACCUAUUCAAGUUCAACCAGAUUAACCUGGAUCAUUGGACAGAGACUUAUUCCCUAUCUUUUUACCUCACCUACAUUUCCAAGUGGCCCGAGCUAUGUUACACUCAGUACAGCAGCAGCAGCAGCAGUGGCAGCUUUUGUAGUAUCAAGUCUGCGGCUGGGAACGGCGCGUCGCUCGAAGGAGGGCACGGAUCGAUGAUGGGAUAUGUGAUCGGGAAAGCGGAAGGAAGAGAUACAGGCAUGGAAAGGGUCAAGGAGCGGCAUGGUCACGUUACCGCUAUCACUGUCGCGCCCGAAUUUAGACGGUUGGGAGUGGCCAAGGGUCUGAUGAAUCUUUUGGAGGAUGCCAGUGAAAAGGUGUACAAUGUGAGUCGUGAACUUGGUCGCGAAUGCGAAUAUAUGCGGUGCGGUGCGGGACGGAGACCUAGUAUGGCGGGAAGCAUAAAUCGGAAUGAGAAUGGGGAAAUUGAAUACACUGACGCGCCACCUCUUUUGCAGUCUUAUUUUGUAGACUUGUUCGUCAGACCUUCCAACAGCCUCGCCGUGUCAAUGUACGAAAAGUUGGGUUAUGAAGUGUACCGCACUGUAGACAAAUACUACUCUGGAGGAGGAGCAGGAGGGACAGACGAGAAUGGAUGGGGUGAGUGUUGCAGAGUGCUCCCCCUUUUUUCUCCAUCACUUCUCCCUGGACUCGGACGUAACGUCGACCAUUGAGAAUCGUCGAGGAGAGACGGGCAUGCUGAUGUGGAAGUGGCACUUACUUUUCAUGUCGAACCCUUGUCUUUGCAGAUAUGAGAAAAGCGCUUAGUAGGGACAAGAAGAGGGAGACAGUUCGAGAUGGUAAGAAGGGAAGGACUGUAGUCGUCAAACCCGAGUGAGUGCGCGCAUGAUGCUUCACCCACGAACCACGGUCGAGGUGGUUGUGGCUGACGCGACUCGAUCCAAUCACGACCUAUACAGAGAUACGUGGUUCGAACCUGCUCGAAGACCCAGACCUUGA
This is a messenger RNA of Ceraceosorus bombacis, 1030 nucleotides long. NCBI's taxonomy places the organism in Eukaryota, Fungi, Basidiomycota, Exobasidiomycetes, Ceraceosorales, Ceraceosoraceae. The record is from the annotation of a GenBank genome assembly.